AGGGGCUUCAGUUGGCUCUUGCCAUCCGUACAGGGUGGAUGUAUUACCGUUCCUCUCUCCCGGAGAGCCUACAGAGCGCGCUCGCUUGACUAAGACGGUCGUGUUCUCAGACUAGUACCACGGAAAACUGAGGCAUUGUCUUGACACUUUACCGCUGUCCGCGUCCAAACACUAGACAUGUUUCUUAUGCAGGCGACAACACUGCAGCCCAGCAGCACUAACUAGAAACACUUCGUGGCAGCAGGUGGCGGACAUGACUUACUGCAGGAACGUGUGUUGGCGGUCUAGUUUUUAAGGAGGCAGUGAAAGGCGAGCACGAGUCUUACCUACCUGAGCUGCUCCAAGUCACACCAAAAUUCGUUCUUUUUCUCCCCACCGGACUGGGUAUCGGACCUUCAGGAAUCGAUAUAAGUGGUCGCAGGUUUUGGCCGCAGCGUCGGCAGUCCAGUUUUCCUUCAGGCAGAAGUGACCAACGAUUCUUCCUUCACUGCCCUGCAACUUUACUCGAGAGAGAGAGAGAGAGAGAGAGAGAGAGAGAGAGAGAGAGAGAGAGAGAGAGAGAGAGAGAGAGAGAGAGAGAGAGAGAGAGAGAGAGAGAGAGAGAGAGAGAGAGAGAGAGAGAGAGAGAGAGAGAGAGAGAGAGAGAGAGAAUAGCUCGACAUACCUCCCUUAUAAGACAGGAGGAACAGUGAAGGCAGAUGAGUCUCGUGGAAGUGUAAUACGUUCACUAUGUGCUAACUAAAAGAAGUUCCAAUGUUCAUAAUAGAAAAACAAGACUUGAGGCUCGAAGUGUAGUGACUAUAGUAUAGGACUAAAGUGGAAAAAGAAGUGACAAUUCGUGUAAAAAGAUCGAAAAAACAAAGAUUCUGUAAAGGUGCUUUCGAAAUGACUAAGUGUGAUCAAAGACUGUACUGAUGGGAGCGAAGUGAAAACUGAACCGGAGUGUGGAAAAUGUGAAAGUGGACCUGUGAAAUAAACAAAUACAUGAGUGUGUCGCCCCUUUGUAUCGCGUAGCUUUCUUUGCCAUCAGCGCCCAUUGAGGGAAAGAAAACCCAACCUCCUCACACCAUUGUACGUUUGGAAGUAAAAGAUGUGCAAGUAAUGAAUUGUUGAAUGGAGAGGUGAAAAAAGAUGCCGCGUCGCUCUCACAGCCAUUCAAACAUGUAACUAUACAAUGCUUCACGUAGCCACAAUGAACUUUUAACCUUUCUCUUGCCCCAUAGCUCUCAGUCGUAACUUAAAUAACGUAUAACUUUAGAAAUCGUCCGCUAUUGUUAAUAAGACUUACAACCGCAAACUUAGCACAGAACACCAGACCAAAUAUGUAGAAGACCUUGACAUAACAUUGCAAAGUUAUGGAAAGAUAGACAUCGAGUGGGCGACAGAGAUUGACGUGGCAGAGACAGUGCAACCAGAGCGAUGAGUAGGACUGAUACUUGCCACUACCAUCACCACCACUGCCCCCAUAGCGGCUUGAGGUAACGAGAUCCAAGGUGCCGCUGAGUACUCACAGGAGACCAGGUGCGAGGCUGAUAACAUGCCGCUACUGUGCUCCGUGGUGGUGCCGGGAACUGCCACCCCUUGAGGACAAAGUGUUUCCUCAGGCAGUGGUGGCGCGGGGAGGGAAGGGCCAGGAGGAGGCGGCCAGGCAAAAUGUCAACCAAGAUGUCAAGAGGCUUCCCAGAGGCUGGAGACGGGAGAGCAGGGAGGAUCAUAUACUUCCUGCUGGCGUCACUUCUGCUCCUUACAGGGCAGCUUGGCUUGUGCUUGAGCGCUGGGGAACAUGGACGACGAGCUGUAAAGUCUCGAGGGGCUAAAGGCAGCGGCAGCAAGUAUCUCACUCUGGAGGGGGUUGCGGUGCCUGUGUAUAAGUUCAGAGGUGAGGACGCCCAGCUGGAGUGUCGCUAUGAACGAGGUACUGACCCACUCUACUCCGUUAAGUGGUAUAAGGAUGACAACGAAUUCUACAGAUACGUGUUUGGAAGAAGCAAACCCAAGCAGACGUUCAUGAUACCUGGAGUCACUGUGGACGUGCACCGGUCCAACACGAGGCGCGUCCUGCUUAAGAGCCUCACCUUCAACUCCACGGGGGUGUACAAGUGCGAGGUGUCCGCUGACUCGCCCCACUUUCACACCUACGAGAAGAGCGGCAGUAUGGUGGUCGUGGAGUUGCCGCAACAAGGGCCCGUGAUCCAGGGCAUGAAGAGCCACUACCGAGUUGGGGACACCGCGAGGCUCAAUUGCACCUCAGCCAAGAGCAAACCAGCGGCGGAGCUUGCAUGGUAUAUCAACGAAGAGAAGGUAUAUCAAAACAGUACGAAGGCGGUUUCCGAAAUGCUGGUGGAGUACUACCCUUGGGUACACAGCGACGGUCUAGAGAGCAGGAGACUGGGUUUGUCCUUCACGGUGGACAAGAGUCACUUCAUAAUGGGCAAUCUCGUACUCAAGUGUAAGGCCACCGUGGCCACCGUCACCAGGGAGGAGGACGCAACUAUCUCUGAGGGCGAGCAAGUCAUCCUCGAGCAGAGGGAAAAACUGGUGUAUGUCCGCAGCAGCGCCAGCACAGCGUUGCCAGUCUCCCUCGGGUUGCUGCUCAACCUGGCGGCGAUGGCGGUGGUGGCUGGAGGUCGGCCGGUCACGUGACUCCUCAGAGUGGUCCUCCUGGAGCCUCGCACGUGCAGGCGUCGCCACUCGUUAAGGAACGCCACUAGCUCUAGGUGUUAAGCGGCCCCGUGUUAAUGCAGUGCUACAUGAGUCCCCGUUAGUAUUUCCCUCACUGUGUCGAUCUGGCCACCCUGUUAAGCAUUAAGAGAUAUAUAGCAGAAGCAUGUAUAUAAGACUGUGUAGAAAAUAAAACCGUAUUUCAUGAACUUUGUAGCUCUACGGACAGUUGGCAAGAGCCUCGACAAGUACCCAGCAGGUCCCGCCAUCCCCGCCCUCUUCCCUGCGGUGUGGGCGGGAUGCUGGUGGUGGCACUGAGGUGUUAGUUGGCAUGCCUGGACUUUCUCGUGUGUGUGUGUGUGUGUGUGUGUGUGUGUGUGUGUGUGUGUGUGUGUGUGUGUGUGUGUGUGUGUGUGUGUGUGUGUGUGUGUGUGUGUGUGUGUGUGUGAGUGAGAGCGAUGCAAAGUUAAGUGUCCUGUGAUAAAGUGUCUAUAUGAAUUAUCUCUCCAAGCUUCUGUCAGUCUGCUCGUCUUGCCCUUGUUACAGUCUUCGCCAGAGGUAGUGUACCAAUGUCCGACCCAACAUGACCGUUGACACACAACUGACUUGCUCUCCUUGCUUUCUUCACUCCAUGACUUCACUUCUCAAAUACAAGACGAAUGAUUUAUAUGAAGUUACACGCCUAAGACUAAAUUAUUCUUCUUAGACCAGAAUUCAGAACAUUAGAAUACGUUAUCUGAUAAUCUCUAGAUGGAUCACGUUAUGUAAAGAUGUAACAGAUAUUGGGUUGGCGUUUGCUAUGACAUGGGCAAUAUUUCAAGGAUGACACACCCUAAUUCAAUUCACGUUAGGACGAUUACGAUCAGAAAAAUUGCUUUAUGAAGACAGAACACAAGAACGUCAAAUUUAAUUAUAAGUCAUUUCAAUAUAUUGACCCUAAGGCAUGAAAUUUAUCACGAACAACUGAAUUUCUAGUGACAAAUGUAUAAUGACUUAAUAUUCAAGCCAUUCAUUCAUCAGCUCUGAAAAUUCUGAAAGGCAACGUGCGCUGAGAUGAGAUUUUGGAGUGUUCCCAAUAGUCCGUACUGGCGCGGAAAGAUAACACAUAUAUUAAUCACACCACCGUAACAUUUUAAAGUCUGAGUCACUAUUCACUACUGCAUUUGACUGAAUGUCCAUAAAAUGUAUAUAUUUCCCAAGUAUACUGUAUUUCAUAAACUAAGAGAGAUGACUGUCCUAAAAAAAGAAAGUCUGAAAUAUACGCAGAUCUUGACGUGGGUGUGUCCUCGCAACAUUGCCUCCCUUAAUCACUAGAAAAAAAAGGAAAAGAAAAUGAAUAACGAGUACACAUCUGAAUCCCUCGGUACACACACGUCAUUCAGUGUUGAACAAGGAGACCACGUGUUGUAAUUUACCCGCGGUCGCUGUUGAUUCAUUGUGUGUCUGGCGGGGAAAAUAUAAACCCUUUCGCCUGAGAUUUAAGAAGUACAGACACGGAGCGGGGAGCAAAGCAUCGCGGGGAGUUUGACGUACUGCAGCCAAGCACGAACACUGAUGUGCAUGGCGGUGAUGCCGUACACGAGUGCUCACGUGCAUGGAGACCGCUUCACGAACAUACACUCAGACAAUACAGUGAUGCGAUGACCAGCAUUACCGUACAUACAUACUCGUACACGAAAAGAUGGAUAGCGUACACGAACUCUCGUAUACAAAGCAAUACCACGUGUACAUACAUUUACGCACAGAGCAAUAACGCGCACACACACACACACACACGCACACACACACACACACACACACACACACACACACGUACAUACACAUACCAUACAUGACAGCUGCCUUGUCCAAUACCUAUCGACUCGUGUCAUGUUUUCCCAUCAGAACAAGCAGCGAUUCCCUUCACGCAGUAUUACUACAUCGUUCUUGCUACACCGCGUCAACCGCCGAUUCAAUUGCUGCUCCUGAAUCUCCAACAAAAAAAUAACCCAAUUGAUGAGAAAGCCAGUAUAAAAAGGAGGAAAGUAAGAAGAGCACAAUAUAGCAAGGGGAAUUGGCCACUUGUUAGGAUGGGUGAGCUGGACGCGUCUUGUUACACUUGGAUCUAAUUAUCUUAACAGUGCAGGGCGAGGGCAAGGUGUCGAGCGUUCAUUACUUUAUCCUGCAGACCAUGUGAGUGGAGGCAAGGCGGUCGUGGUGUUCGUGGUGGUUAGGUAACGUGUAUUCUCGCUUCAUGCUUCAGAACGUGCAGGUGGUGGCGUCAGUUAGAAGAAAGGUAGUCUGUAAUAUUCCAGCCUUCCAUAUAUAAAUACAUAUACAUACAAACAUAUAUAAUAAAAGUACUAAUACAUAUUUAUAUCAUAUAGUAAAGGAGUUCUAGUUAUAUCAUCAUUAUGAAUGGUUAUUGAAAUGCCUUUAGUUGUACGUUCGACAUAAAGGUCAAGGAGAAUCAAGAUGGAAUGGUCUACUGAAUAAAUUAGUUAAAAAGGUUGCCAUAUGUUGACGCAAUGACACACGCAUGUUAUAGUUAUCAUCAUUACGACCGGUUACUGAUACGUCGUUAGCUGUGCAGCAUCAAAGCAAGACUGAAUAACUUUUUGGUAAGUCAGGAAAUGUUUCAAGGUAUCAAUGGAAGGUACGGAGGGCCGAUGUGCGAGGGUGUGGCCGAACACUUGUAGGGGAGAACAGAUCUGGUGUUUUCCUCUCUUUCCUGACUCGUCCCUCUGUGAAGGUACGUGGGGUUCAAGGGGCUGGACUACUACAACAACCAGUCUCUUACAACAUAGCGACUCAACCCAGCGUUUGUAUGUAUUAAUCUGGUUAUGGAUCACAGGAGAGCUUACACUAUAUUCGCGUAACAUCACGUAUACAGUCAAUGCUUAGAAUCCAUUCACAGGCUACUAUAAAUAAGAUUCUAGUAUUCGUAUGCAGAGUGUGUGCUUGUGCUGUGUACAUAUUGAUAUCUAUUGUCUUUGUUAUGUGUACAGUGUUUACAUACAUGUAAGUGUUUGUCAUGUACACGUGUGAGCUUUUGAGACUGUGCCUAUGAUGACGAUGAUGAUGGUUAUAAUGGUGAAUGGGAACGGGAAGGUUAUGGUGAUAGUGAUCGUGAUGGUGAUGGUGAAAGGGGAGGGGAGGCCAAGGAUUAAUUAAAGAAUAUGUAAGAAAUACUUUCAUGAUUUAAAGAUAAUGUAUUGUAGAGAGAGAGAGAGAGAGAGAGAGAGAGAGAGAGAGAGAGAGAGAGAGAGAGAGAGAGAGAGAGAGAGAGAGAGAGAGAGAGAGAGAGAGAGAGAGAGAGAGAGAGAGAGAGAGAGAGAAUCUCCCAACACAUGACAUACAUUAGCAGACACGGGUCAGCCUUCAUUUCAAGAGGUUACUUUUCACCUUCGCUCAGCACAACACUGCUACUUUCACAUGUACGAGCGUUGGUGAGUACGUACAAAAAAAAAAAUCUCCGACAUUUACAUCCGCAGAUAUAUUAUGCACUGAAACCCACCUGUGUAUAAUUUACUCGUUAUUCAAAAUGCAGCUAUGCAGAUGUGUCUAUUAUUUACUUCUCCACUUGUUAUAAUUCAGUCUAGUUUCGACACACUGGGUGGCGACUCUCCCUUUCCCUGCGUGACGGCUACAGCGGUGGCAGCGGUUGCAAUAAGAAUGCGGAACAGACAAAUGAGUGUCCUCCACUCUGCACAAGUGUUAAGCAGCCUGUAUAAGUUCCUGAACAUAACAAAUAAACAUUGAGAGAGUGUGAGAGAGAGAAAGGAAAUGUUUACAUGUUAGCGUUUUACAAAUUUAUCGGAAAAAAAAAGAUUUACUCUAAACAUAUAUUACCUCGCUUGAAUGUUGUUCCAUUUGGUAACGAGUAUGAGAAUAGCAUUUCAUAUGAAGUUUAAAGGUAUAUUAUAUUCCGAGGCAUUCGAUAUUAUUAUGUUGUAGAGUAUUUUGAUAAAUAAAAAAAAGGAAUUGUUCUUUUUUCAAGGAGAUCCAUACAAUGCCAUGAGUCCCUGCUUGUCUAAUUAACACGAGGCCCUCCCGGGGACACCUAAGCCAGCCCCUCCCCGCCCUGUGUUACCUGAUGUCGCCGCCAGCCCGCCUCCCUCCCGGCCCGCCGCUCCCCGCCCACCGACGGGUUCGUGCCGGCGGACAGGUGGGCUGGGGCUCUCUCUCUGUGUAACAUUAUUGCAACUAAUAAAGCUUAUUGUAUAUUAAGUAA
Portunus trituberculatus (swimming crab) is the source of this 6874-nucleotide messenger RNA. RefSeq lists its product as uncharacterized. The record is from RefSeq and is a predicted model, not a curated record. Bases 1654 to 2643 code for a protein of 329 amino acids. The transcript is spliced from 11 exons. Lineage: Eukaryota; Metazoa; Arthropoda; Malacostraca; Decapoda; Portunidae.